This is a messenger RNA of Astyanax mexicanus (Mexican tetra), 2157 nucleotides long. RefSeq lists its product as uncharacterized. Lineage: Eukaryota; Metazoa; Chordata; Actinopteri; Characiformes; Acestrorhamphidae. Gene Ontology annotation, molecular function: nucleic acid binding; hydrolase activity; metal ion binding. The record is from RefSeq and is a predicted model, not a curated record. The coding region runs from base 122 to 1879 and encodes 585 amino acids. The transcript has 2 exons.
CACACAUAGCCACACCCCUCUGACAUGCCCAGCAGCAUUGUCCUGAAGGUCUUGGAGCAAUAUUUAAAGCAGAGAGGACGCUGGUAAAUGCACUUUCUGAUGCGAGACUUGACUGCAGAUCAUGAUUCUCCUGCCUCUGCUCACCUGCGUCCUUCUGGGAGCACUCAGUGCUCAGGCUAAAGUGGUUGACACCUUUGCUGAAUGUGACGAAUUCUUUUACAAGGGAAAAGAACCAGCAGGGAUGGAUCAGAACGCCAAGAAAAUCUGCCAGAAAUUAAAUAAUAGGUAUCACUAUGCCACUCUCUACUCGACACACCACAGAAUUCCAGUCUACAGCGCAUACCUUUUUGACCGUCAUAAACAGCAUGCUGGAAACAGCAGAACAUCAGUAUGGUUUAUUGAGCCACAGAUUUCUAUUAAGAAUUCUGUUGAUUGGAUGACACUGGAGACAGUAUAUAAUAGAACAGAUAUAAAAGUGUCUCAGGCCCUCAGCAGUGACUACAGUAAGACAGGAUAUGACCGUGGACACCUCAACCCCAACUGUUAUCAGUGUGAUGAAGGCCGUGAAGCAACAUUUACUCUAACCAACGCUGCCCCCAUGAAUCCACGCUUUAACCGAGUGCGCUGGUAUCAGUGGGAGAAAGGGGUGAAAGACUUCCUAAAAGACAAUACUGUAUCAACAGUCUACCUAGUCACAGGAACUGUUCCACAUCCAAAUAAACGAAUACCUCAAAGAGAGGAAUCGGUUCAAGAGCAAUCAAGUGAUGAAUACGAGCGGGUGACUGUUCCCACACACAUUUGGACCGCUGUCUGUUACAUACACCCCUAUGACAAGGACAAAUCGUUUUCCUUUGGCUACAUAGGCCUAAAUGUGGCAGAUACUAGCAUAACAAUGAUGCCUGUUGCUGAUCUGAAUUCUCAACUGGCACAACUCUAUCAACCGUCUGGAACCGAGCAGGCUAGAUGUAACCUAAGGAUUUUUGUUGAUGAAUGUUACUGUAGCAGUAGAAAAUAUGAGGAAAUCACUGAAUACCUAAAAAUUAAAAUUCAACUGACAGAAUUGCAAAACAUUAACGUUCUUUUUCAAAUGCCAGCAAAACGCAGAUGCUCUGAGAUAAGAGACAGCAAAAAGCAAAGUUAUUUUUCUAUAGUAGGCUAUAGCAGUAUGAUUGGCUUUUCUAAGGACUUGGAGAACAUGAAGCGAAACACAGACAGAGCCUGUGUUCUGACUGAAGUGGACACAAGCCGCAUUUCUGACACAAGUUCUGAUCUCAGAAAAAGGGACCUGGACCAGGGUUCAGAUGCUGUUGAGUGUCAGCAGGUCACAGAGAAGUCCGAUCCCACUGCAAUGACUACCGCAGAUGGAACACGUUGCCAGAAUUUGAAGCAUUUCUGUGAAACAAAAGAUGGAUUUAAGCCGUGCUGCUCCACCCCCUGCCUCUACCAGGAAACCCGUAAGGAUUACUGGUGUCGCUCAGGGCAAAUUGAGAUCCAGUGCUCACCUCAGUACUCAUCCAUCACAGUUAACGGGGAGAAGUGCAAAGACGAUCAUCAGUGUGGCACAUAUGGCGAAGACUACUACUGGUGCAAAACAAAAAGCUCCUGGGACUACUGCAGCCCUCCUUUUUGGAAAAGCAAAACUAUAGAUCAGAAAGAUUGCCGCAGCAACCAUGCCUGUGCCAAAUACGGCAAAAGUUACACCUGGUGCUACACUGACUUCAACAACAACUGGAACUAUUGCUGCAAUCAUGAUGACUGCUAUUCAGCUAGAGAUGGCAAAACCUGCAAGUCUGAUCACAAGUGUGGCUACCACGGUAAGGGUUACCUGUGGUGCUACACCACUGAUGGCAGCUGGGAGAAAUGUUGCACUUCGUGUUGAUAGCAGCACUAGGCAGAGGUCAACCCUGUUCUAAUCCUUACCAGCUCCACAAUCCAGUAGAAAACCUUUCCUGGACUGUAGAGACAGUUACUCCAAUAAAAGCAAUGAAUCAGCAGAAUCCCAAUACUUUUGUACACAUUAUGUAAACUGAUCUACAGCUGAUUUUUGAUUUGCUGCUUCAACAUCAAAUCUGAACAAAUCAGUAUAUAUAUUUAAUCAAUACUUUAAAUAUAAUAUGCCUCAAGUCUUGUUUAUUUUUGCCAAUCUGUUAUGUAACA